This is a messenger RNA of Nicotiana attenuata, 2083 nucleotides long. RefSeq lists its product as uncharacterized. NCBI's taxonomy places the organism in Eukaryota, Viridiplantae, Streptophyta, Magnoliopsida, Solanales, Solanaceae. Bases 64 to 843 code for a protein of 259 amino acids. The record is from RefSeq and is a predicted model, not a curated record. The transcript is spliced from 3 exons.
GCACUUACAUUAAAAAAGAUAAAAGAUGCCAUUUUAUUCCUUCUAACCGUCGAGAAUAUAAUUAUGAAUAUUGAAACCUUGGAACUCAUCUUCUUCACUACUCUCCUCUCAGAAAAUAGAAGAGAUAGAAUGGUUUUCCAAAAAGAGUACCUUGAUUUGUUGUUGGUCCCAAGUGGGCUCUGUAUCAUGUUCAUUUACCAUCUCUACUUGCUCUAUAGAUACCUCAACAUUCCUCAUACCACAAUCAUGGGCUUUGAGAACAAUGACAAGAGAGCUUGGAUUGAAAGAAUUAUGCAGGCUAGAGAUAGCAACACUAUAAAUACAGCUCUAAAUGUAAUAGGAUCCAAUAACAAUGGAGCAACAUUCUUGGCAUCAGUUUCAUUAACAUUGGCCUCUCUCAUUGGAGCCUGGAUGGCUAAUAAUAGUAUUUUCAACAGUGAAUUAAUAUAUGGUGAUACAAGGCCACAAACUAUGUGCAUUAAGUUCAUAAGCCUAUUAAUUUUCUUUUUGUUGGCUUUUGCAUGUUUUGUGCAAUCAUCCAGAUGCUUCAUUCAUGCAAAUUACUUAAUAACCAUACCAGAUACUGAUAUACCAAUAAGUUAUGUUGAAUUGGCUGUGAUUAGAGGAGGUGAGUUUUGGUCACUUGGGCUUAGAGCUCUGUAUUUUGCAACCACUUUACUUCUAUGGUUUUUUGGUCCAAUUCCCAUGUUUAUAACCUCAGUUGUUAUGGUUUUCCUCCUCCAUUCCCUUGACAAAAACACAAAGCAAUUGCACAAUCAUCGAUCUUAUGCAAAAGGAAAAGGUACUAGCAUUGCAACUCGUGACAUCGAUCAUCUUUUUUAGGCUUGCUGAGGGAGUACAAUGAGUUAUAUUCAAUGGUCAAUAUAUUAAUGUUUAUAAUUUAUUGUAAGUGAACUUUGGCACAAAAAAGAAUUGUACAAAAAUGGAAAAAGCUAAUUUUGGCAUUUCCUUGUAAUUGUAAAUAAGUUUACUUACAAUCACAUUUCAAGCCUCCAAUAUCAAGGACUGUAAUUAAAUCAUCAAAUUGUUAUUGGUCAAUGUUGUUAUUUAUGAAUGUUGCUUGUAAGAUUAUCUAAUUAACAAGUUUCCUUUACAAUACGUUAAGUCAGAGGUUUGCUUCAAUUGAACAAAUAGCAAACUCUGAUAUAGUUCCUUUCAAGCAACAUAAAAUUUUGCUAAUUUUAAUAUGCAAAAACCCAUUCAACUUCUUCCACUCUCGCAAUUUUACGAACAAAAAACAGAUAGGAGGAAAAAAAUGGUAUUCCAGAAAGAGCACCUUGAUCUAUACUUGGUGCCUAGUGGAUUGCUCAUCAUGAUUGCUUAUCAUCUCUUUCUUCUCCAGAGAUACGUUAAGAAUCCUCAUACCACAGUUCUUGGUUUUGAGAACAAUGAUAAAAUAGCUUGGGUUCAAAAAAUCAUGCAGACUGAAAAUCGGGAUGUUACAACCGCAUUAGAAGUUCUAGCAUCAAACAACUCAGGAGCAACAUUCUUGGCAACUGUCUGUUUAACUCUGAGCUCUCUCAUCGGAGCAUGGAUGGCAAAUAGUUCAACUUUAUUUAGGAGUGAAUUAAUAUAUGGUGAUACAAGGCCAGUCACCAUCUCCAUUAAGUACAUAAGCCUUAUUAUAUUUUUCUUGUUGGCAUUUUCUUGCUUUGUUCAAUCAUCAAGAUGUUUCAUCCAUGCAAAUUACCUAAUUAGUAUACCAAAUAGUGAAGUUCCUGCGAGCUAUGUGGAAUUGGCUGUUAUAAGGGGAGGUGAUUUUUGGUCUAUUGGGCUUAGAGCUCUAUAUUUUGCCAUCACUUUGUUGCUAUGGUUUUUUGGUCCAAUUCCAAUGUUUGCUACUUCAAUUGGGAUGGUUUUUCUUCUUUACUAUCUUGACACCAACAAGAGUCCAUUGCUGCAACAUUAUCAUUCUUCCACCAACCACCCCCCGCUCAAAAGCUUAGAGGAAAUGCUAUAAUUUCUUGUUAGUUAUACAAAAUUUGAUCAUUAGUUAAAAUUUAAAUUUUGUAAGUUUGAUAUGUAAUAUCAGCAACAUUGGAAAAAUAUGAUUUCUAUCUUC